Molecule: messenger RNA, 1733 nt
Organism: Amaranthus tricolor (Joseph's coat)
Lineage: Eukaryota; Viridiplantae; Streptophyta; Magnoliopsida; Caryophyllales; Amaranthaceae
Product: monodehydroascorbate reductase 4, peroxisomal
Exons: 7
Coding region: 156-1604 (482 amino acids)
Cellular component (GO): cytoplasm
Molecular function (GO): flavin adenine dinucleotide binding; oxidoreductase activity, acting on NAD(P)H
Source: RefSeq, a predicted model, not a curated record
AACAUAGAGCACAACUAGAAAUGUGUGGCGUGUGGGGCGUAGAGUCUGAUAACUCUGUAUGAGCCUAUCCCUAUGACUCUAUAUCUCCGUUCCCAUUUCUUCGUCAACGCAACAGAUUGGGAUUAUAUGAUCCCCAUUCAUCUGGAGAACCAACUAUGGGUAGAGCUUUUGUGUACGUGAUCUUGGGCGGUGGAGUUGCUGCUGGUUAUGCUGCUCUUGAAUUCACCAAGAAAGGGGUUUCUCCUGGUGAACUUUGUAUCAUCUCUCAAGAAUCGGUUGCUCCUUAUGAAAGGCCUGCAUUAAGCAAAGGGUUUUUGCUUCCUGAAGCUCCUGCACGCCUUCCAUCAUUUCACACAUGUGUUGGUCUGAAUGAGGAAAGGUUGACGACAAAAUGGUAUAACGAACAUGGCAUUGAACUUGUUCUUGGCACUCGUGUAAAGUCUGUUGAUGUGAAGCGGAAAACUCUGUUGACAGCAACUGGGGAGACAAUUAGUUACAAGAUUCUCAUUAUAGCCACUGGUGCUCGGGCUUUGAAGCUUGAAGAAUUUGGCGUGAAUGUAUCAGACGCUGAAAAUGUGUGUUAUUUGCGUGAUCUUGCUGAUGCAAGCAAGCUUUCUCAAGUGAUGCAAUCUUGUGUUGGCGGAAAUGCUGUAGUCAUUGGUGGUGGUUAUAUAGGGAUGGAAUGUGCUGCAUCUUUGGUCAUAAAUAAAAUCAACGUAACCAUGAUCUUUCCUGAGGCUCACUGCAUGCCGCGCUUAUUUACCACCAAGAUAGCAGAUUAUUAUGAGGAUUAUUAUAAAGAUAAAGGAGUGAAGUUUGUGAAAGGGACAGUCUUAACAUCAUUUGAAUUCGAUUCCAGUGGGAAGGUUACGGCUGUCAAUCUAAAGGAUGGCACUCGUGUACCUGCUGACUUGGUUGUUGUGGGAAUCGGAAUCCGCCCCAAUACUAGUUUGUUUGAAGGCCAACUAUCUAUAGAGAAGGGUGGGAUCAAGGUCAAUGGAAAAAUGCAAACUAGCAACAGUUCUGUCUAUGCAGUUGGAGAUGUGGCAGCCUUCCCUGUUAAACUGUUUGGUGAAAUCCGUCGACUUGAACAUGUUGAUUCUGCAAGGAGGACAGCAAAGCAUGCUGUCAGUGCGAUAAUGGAACCUCAGAAAACUGACGACUUUGACUAUCUUCCAUUCUUUUAUUCCCGAGUAUUUGGUCUAUCUUGGCAGUUUUAUGGGGAUAACACAGGGGAGAUAGUCCAUUUUGGUGAUUAUACAGGCAAGAGCUUUGGAGCUUAUUGGGUAAAAGACGGCCGCCUUGUCGGAUCUUUCCUUGAAGGUGGAGACAAAGAAGAAUAUGAAGCCUUAGCGACAGCAACCAAACGUAGGCCUUUGGUCGAAAACAUAGAUGAGUUAGAAACUAAAGGCAUGAGCUUCUGUGCUGAAAUCUGCAAGAACUUGCCACCAUCACCUAGUGUCGGUAUUGGUGUCAAUGUUGAAAGUUGUGUUCGUAUAGCGGAGAAGCCGUUACAUGUUAUCCAUGCUGGUGCUGCGGUUAUAUUUGCUGCGUCAAUAGCUGGCUUUGCUUACUGGUAUGGAAGAAGACGCAAGAGGUGGUGAACAUAUCGUAUUAUGUAGAUACUGGAUAAGAUACUGAUGUAUUGUAACACCAUCGGUUACUGGAUGAAGAUACUGAUGUUUCAUAUAGCUUUGUCUGUGCGAUUAAUGGUGAUGCAUUCUCUUCUGUUA